AUGGCGUGGCAGCAAUAUCUACCAGACGACCGUCUCAAAUGGACACCGGGCUGGGACUCUCACCCCAUUUGGCCCUCCGAACCCGACAUCGAGGCCAUCAAGAACUUGAUCUGGUCCAAGUAUGCACGUCCGAGUUUGACACACUCCGACUCGCUUCAAGAGAAAGAGCGGCUCAAGGUUGAGUUUCUCGCCGAUGGGGCCCAUCACAAGGUCUACGACGUCAAGCAUCCCGAAUGGUCGACGCCCCUCGUUAUUCGGGUCGCCAUCCCGCUCGACCCAUCCUUCAAAAUGAAGAGCGAGAUGGCCACCCUUGCUUUCCUGAGGGAGCGGACCACAAUCCCUGUCCCGAGAUGCGUGGCCUGGGGCCUCGCUGCCGACACUGAGCUGGGUUACGACUGGUGCCUCAUGGAGAAGCUCCCGGGCGUCGAACUGAGACACGUCUGGCGGGAAAUACCCUUGGAGAAGAAGCUGGAACUCGUUGAUAGGCUCGCCCAAAUCCUAUCGCAGCUCUGGAAACCCGAGCGCAAGUUCGAUCAAAUCGGGUCCAUCGAUUUCCCUGAGCAAGCCACAGCCACCGACCAUACAAGCACAACCACCGAGAGAAUCACAGUUGGGGAUGCGACUACCACCCGCUACACCAUCGGCUCGGCUGUGGACACCUGCUACUUUUCAGGCUGGCGCUCCUAUCUGCAGCCCGAUCGCGGGCCCUUCCCAUCAUGCCGUGACUGGCUCAAUAACAUAAUCACGGUCGAACGGAAAGUUAUCACCACAAUUAAGACUCUGCUGGAUCACAAGGAAGACAUGACAGCUGCGCACCUGGCCAUGAAUUGGGAACUGGUGGAAAAUGAGUUGGUGUUGGAGCAGGCAACAGGGCUGGAAGCAGGAAGACCAAAUGUGGGGUCACGUGACCCACACAUCUCACAGUUGGAGAUUGAUAGCGAGGAGGAGUUUCGCCAAGAUUACGACGAGGCAGUUGACACAGUGCAAGGCUACUACAACAUGCUCCCCGAGCUCUUCCCUGAUGACCCAUCGGUGACAGGCCAGCCCCGGUUCUCUCUCCACCACGCAGACUUCCGCGAGGCCAACAUCUUUGUCGACCCGGACACUUUCGAGGUGACGGGCAUUCUCGAUUGGGAAAACGCCAUGACCCUGCCCGACUGGUACGCCCCGGCAGACUACCCGCUGUUGUUGCGGGCGGCGGAACCCUUCGAUGAGAGGACACCUAACGUCCCCGAGACGUUUGAUGAGGACGACGAGCGUUAUAACCCUGCAAUGGAGUCAAGCUUUGACCGCUGGGAACUGCGUAUCCUCCGAAACCGCUACGAUGAGGCGCUCGAGAAGCUGAGGUGGGAAGGCUGGAGGCUGACAUCAGAUGUGGCGACGGCGAAGACAUUAUUCUUAGAGGGGGCGUAUCUGCUUGGUACCGAUUUUGACCAAGCAAAGAGACAUCUCGUAUGGGCUCGGGCGGCCCUGGAUGGUGAUGAAGAAGAGGAGGGUGAAGAGGGAGAAGACAAGGAGGAGGCGGGGGGCGAGAAGGAGGGAGAGGAUAAGGAGGAACAGGAUAGGCAUGAGGAUGGAGAUAAGAGGGAGGAAGAAGAUAAGAAGGAGGAAGAGGAUAGGAAGGAGGUAGAGGACAAGAAGGAGGAACGGGGCAGACAUGAGAAAGAGGACAAGAAUGAGGAUGGGGAUAGGAGCGAGAGAGCAAACGAGAGGGAAGAGAAUAAGAAGGAGGAGGAGGAUAAGGGAGGGAGAAAGCUCUCGUUGUCUGACUGGCAUGAACUUCGUAGGAUAGGCUAA
This is a messenger RNA of Chaetomium globosum CBS 148.51, 1797 nucleotides long. RefSeq lists its product as uncharacterized. The transcript is spliced from 2 exons. Bases 1 to 1797 code for a protein of 598 amino acids. The record is from RefSeq and is a predicted model, not a curated record. NCBI's taxonomy places the organism in Eukaryota, Fungi, Ascomycota, Sordariomycetes, Sordariales, Chaetomiaceae.